Molecule: messenger RNA, 2125 nt
Organism: Zonotrichia albicollis (white-throated sparrow)
Lineage: Eukaryota; Metazoa; Chordata; Aves; Passeriformes; Passerellidae
Source: RefSeq, a predicted model, not a curated record
AUGUGCUUGCUUUUGAGAAAACCAGUAGUCUUCAGAUUAGGACUAGGAAUAAUUAUCGUGUUUAUUUUGUGUUUACCUGAAUUUUUCAAAAUCCAUGAAGCCAACACUGUCAUGGUGUCCUGCAUGGAUACCUGCUCAUCAAGUAACAUCACUUUUCCGCUUUGUACUUUUAACAAUUCUUACAAAACAUCAGUGCAACAAAGAAGAGAAACCCAGACUAUUUUGCUGAAGGUCAUUAUAAAUAAUACCAAUUUCCAAAACAUUCCAUGUAUUUGCCAGUCGUCCUGGAGGGAACAACAGUCCCACCCUAAACAGAGAGAGUGUGAAUCCAAGAGGGAUGUGAAUGUUGAUCAUCAAGGAUCAGGGUCAGUAACUAAAGAAACAAAAGGCUCGCUUGAAGUGAAAACAGAAAAUGUUACUUAUUUUUAUAAAUAUUUUAAUUUCACUACGGUUUCCAAGAAAGAAGUGGAGCAUAAUACAAACUACCUGAUGGAAAUCCACAUCAACAAUUCUAUGGUCAGAGGACAAAACGCAGCCAACAAACAACUAAAUCAUUCUUGUCUCUUGGCAAUGAUGGAAGACCAAAAUGACUGUGUAAAUAUUUCACUGCAACUGAAGUCUUAUAUGGAAUAUCCAAUGUGUAUGACGAAGAUCACUUGGCUCACUAUGAUUGCAGUAGUUUUUGUAUUUACUGUUUCAAUUGUCAUCUACAAAAUAGUCCAAGAAAAUAAACGGAACUCAGAUUAUAAACAAAGAGUAGCAACAUCAGUUUCUACUGUUCUAAGAAGAAAGAGUUCCAUACAUGCAAGAAGAACUGUAUCUGCUACUAAAAUUCAUCCUUUUCCUGUGAACACCAGCAAACAACAGGCUCCACUUCCUGCACAGACCACAAACAGACUAUCUGUAAUUCCUGAACAAGAGCAUUGUCACGUAGAACAACUGUAGAAGGUAUCACCCUAUGAAAUACCAGCACUUCUGGAUCAAAGAAGACACAUCAUACACCACAGAAGAAAGCAUCCCCAUUACCAGCUUGGGGGGCUAUGUUAUCCAUCUUUUCAUGGGAAUAACAAUUAUGCAUUUUAGUUGACAAGUUCCAUUUUUCCCAUCAUAAUUACUUUGUGUUAAGAAAAUAUGAUUGAUGAACAGGCAUAUUUUGCUGCAUAAACAACUUUGAUAGCAGAGUAUAGAUUUCACAUCUAUUUUCUGUUCAUUCAGGAUUCAUAUUUAGUUGUAAGGUAAUCCUUAUGAUAAUUGCAUAUUUUUAUCAGAGCAUAAAUUUAUUUUAUAUAUUCUGUAGGAUAAGAAAUCUGUAUAAAGCCAUGAAUUAUCCUCUACUUUCAUGAAAUACCCACAAUUUUCAACCUACUUAUUGCUCUAGAUGACUAAGAUGCCUAAAAGAUACAGUUUCUGGCUGUUGAGAAGGGUGGCCAAAGUAUUACAGAAGGAAAGAUUUCAGCAGCAUGUUAGUUUCUGCAGUAAAGCAGGAAGACCAUGAUAAUUUGUGCAAUACCUUAGUGGAUAAAGAAAAAAUGUGGAAAAAUACUAAUUUGGCUUCAAAUCACAAAAUGGUUAUUAUAGAUUUUUGAUAACUCAUUAAGACAGUAAAUGGGUUUGUACUUUUUGAGAAAUUGCAUUUCCAUCUUUUGUUCCAGCUUGGAUCAUUAGCAUUCCAACCCAUUAUCUCUUGGAACCUUUCCUUACUUUCCAUUUACUGCUGCUCCUCUGAGUGCAGUGGAGCUGCUUGGGCUGAGCAGGGUCCCAAACUCCUUUGGUGCUAACAAAUGAUUUGUGGGUACAGCUUAGCCAUCAGUCACUAGGCAGAGACAGAAAUUGCCAGGACUUCAGGCUCCCUUGUGCUAAAUCCAUCAGGAUGAACAGAUUGUAAACUGCCCAUUGCAAACACGAUAGGCAGCAAUUUAGCAUCCAGUAAAUACUUCAUUACCUCCAUUCCUUACAUUUAUACAGCCUUUCCCUCCUGAAGCUUUCUGAAAUUGAAUUUUCCAGUCUACACUGAGCAGUUCAGAUUUAAUAGGAAUAGUUGUGAAAAUUAGCUAUGUUUGAGGGCAUAUAGAUGCUUUUCGCAUUUUGUUGGAUAAGUCUGAAACAUUUGUUUCUAUUUUUUUUA